AUAGAAUCUCGAAUAAGAUGCUUGAACGUGUCGUUAUUUGCUGGGGCGUGACGGAGAUGUCACAGCCGAGCUCAUCUUGGGUUCCGCUAGAUAAGGUCCGUCGCCGUCGACGUCUAGCAAGCCCCCUCUUCCGUGCUCUCUCUCCGCCAACGCCGAGGGAGUUUUGCAGCAAGGGUCGUCGAUGGCUUCGAUUCUUUCCCCGGCUCCUGGAAAUGUGGGGGUACUGAGGAGCAUCGACGAUAAGGUCUGUGUCGGACUGAGGCCGCUGGCGCCCAGGACCUGCGUCGAUGUUAGGAGGGGAAGCAAGGCGAGGCCUUUUUCAGUCGUCCGGGUAAGCAACGACCAAGAUGUUUCGGUGAAAAGCUCGGGCUUGAGCAUCGAGGAAUGUGAGGCUGCAGCUGUCGCCGGGAACUUCCCUGAUCCUCCGCCGCUUUAUAAGCCACAGGGCCCUGCUGGAACACCAGUUGUUAACCCACUUUCGCUUACUAGGCGGCCCCGCCGGAACAGAAAAUCGCCUCAACUAAGAGCUGCUUUCCAGGAGACAACUCUGUCGCCCUCUAAUUUCGUCUAUCCACUUUUCAUUCACGAAGGUGAAGAGGAUGUACCAAUUGGGGCUAUGCCUGGAUGCUUUAGAUUGGGAUGGAGACAUGGCCUUAUUGAAGAGGUUUACAAGGCACGCGAUGUUGGUGUUUACAGCUUUGUGCUCUUUCCAAAAAUUCCUGAUGCCUUGAAGUCUCAAGCAGGAGAUGAAGCAUUUAAUGACAAUGGUCUAAUACCUAGAACAAUACGUCUUCUCAAGGAUAAAUACCCAGAGAUAGUCAUUUACACCGACGUUGCACUGGAUCCUUAUUCCUCAGAUGGGCAUGAUGGAAUUGUGAGGGAAGAUGGUGUUAUUAUGAACGAUGAAACAGUGUAUCAGUUAUGCAAACAAGCAGUUUCACAGGCCCGUGCAGGUGCUGAUGUAGUUAGCCCCAGUGACAUGAUGGAUGGUCGUGUUGGUGCCAUUAGAGAAGCACUUGAUGCUGAAGGAUUUCAUGAUGUGUCCAUAAUGUCAUACACCGCCAAGUAUGCCAGCUCCUUUUAUGGUCCCUUUAGAGAAGCUCUAGACUCAAACCCACGCUUUGGAGAUAAAAAAACUUACCAGAUGAACCCUGCAAACUAUAGAGAGGCCCUGGUAGAAGUCGGAGCUGAUGAGGCUGAAGGAGCAGAUAUCCUGUUGGUAAAGCCUGGCUUGCCUUAUUUGGAUGUCAUACGUCUUCUUCGUGAUAAUUCUGCUUUACCAAUAGCUGCUUAUCAGGUCUCUGGUGAGUAUUCAAUGAUAAAGGCUGGUGCUGUUCUAAAAAUGAUUGAUGAAGAAAAGGUCAUGCUGGAGUCGCUGCUGUGCCUCAAAAGAGCUGGUGCAGACAUCAUCCUCACCUAUUUCGCUCGUCAAGCUGCAACUGUUUUGGCUGGCAUGAAGGGAAAAUAGAGCAACAACCACCACCUCAUUUUGCAGGUACAGUAGGAGACGUCUUUCAGCGUUGUGUUAUGUAUUCCUACAAUCUUGAAUAAACAUUUCGAUACGGCCCAGUGUAAUGCAAUAGAGCAGACAUACAAUCUUGAAUAAACAUUUGUGUUUAUGACUUUGUAAGGGAGGUUAUUUUUCUGAUAUCUUCAUCCGUCAAACCCUUUAACAA
This is a messenger RNA of Zingiber officinale, 1676 nucleotides long. Its product is annotated as delta-aminolevulinic acid dehydratase, chloroplastic-like. Gene Ontology annotation, cellular component: cytosol. Lineage: Eukaryota; Viridiplantae; Streptophyta; Magnoliopsida; Zingiberales; Zingiberaceae. The record is from RefSeq and is a predicted model, not a curated record. Gene Ontology annotation, molecular function: porphobilinogen synthase activity; zinc ion binding. Gene Ontology annotation, biological process: heme biosynthetic process. The transcript has 13 exons. The coding region runs from base 182 to 1468 and encodes 428 amino acids.